CAUUUCUUAUUUUGCAAACAUUUUACCAAUGGGAUCCUGCAGAUAAUCACCAUGUGCGAGAUGCAUUCCUAAAUUGUAUGAAACAUAGAUUGAGUGACAAUCUCAGGGAUGAGAAGUUGAAAUGGGACAAGAACUCAACCUAUGUCCCAUGUUGGAUCCCAACUCAUAUAUUACCUCAGUUGUUGACAUAUUGGGACUCUGAUGAAUAUAAGAGGCUCAGUGCAAGGGGAGCAAAGAAUAGGAGCUUUGGGGAAAGGGUGACUCACACCACUGGGUCCAUUAGCUUUGGCAUCCAUGAGAUGCGGAUGGAUACUUAUGUUGCAGAGUGCAUAGAGAGUCAUGGCUCUGAUGCUAGUUCGUGGCCACGCAUGGAUAACGAGGCAUGGGUUAAGGCUGUUGGAGGUUGCUCAUCUAAUUUCAUGCCAGGGAUUGGCUCCCAAGUAAAUCUAGAGAUGACAAUUGCACAGUCUGUUGCAGCAGCUAUAGCCGCUCAUGGCAUCUCCCCUCAGGUAGGUCAUCAUCCAGUUGCCCCACCACAACCGUCACAUGGUCCUAGCUCAUGUCUUCACAUGAAUUCAGCUUUCACCUACUCCACUGAUUCUACACAAACCUCUCCUAUGGUUCCUGAAUAUCAGCAGCAGUGGCAGUUUCCACCUCAAGAUGAUGAUGCAUACCAUCCUGCUUUUGAUCCAGACUAUCAGGGUCCUUAGUUUUUUAUUUUUCUGCUACGCGCAUUAUUUGCACACUUUGCAUGGUUGGCUUUAUUUCUGUUAGUACUUUAAACUGUUAGCAUUAACUUUUCAUUACGAUAUAUUUUCUUAUUUUGCUUGACUUCCAAGUGAUCAUACUUCAAAAGGUAUGAAGUUUUGGACUGCUUUGGAGGUUAAUUAUUAUUAACUAAAUAUCGUGGGUAUUU
Messenger RNA from Rubroshorea leprosula, 916 nucleotides. Lineage: Eukaryota; Viridiplantae; Streptophyta; Magnoliopsida; Malvales; Dipterocarpaceae. The record is from the annotation of a GenBank genome assembly.